AUGUUCAGACAAUCAAUUAGACCAAUUCUUUCGACUAGAGUAACCUUUGUUCGUUACAACAGCUCUCCAGCUUACACGGCUGCUAUUAGUCUACUGAAGGGAGAUUUAAAAAAGGCCAUGAUUGCCAAGGAUGAGAUGAAAAAGACAGCGAUCAGAAGCAUGUUAUCAGCUAUUAAGAACAAAGAAAUUGACUUAAAGGGAAAGAGCGCCGACGAGUAUUCUCUCUACGACAUGUACUCUAAGUUAGUAUCUCAAAGAAAAGACUCCAUUAAUGAAUUCGUUGCUAACAAAAGGGACGAUCUAGUGGCCAAGGAGCAAGGUGAAAUGGACAUCAUAAAGCAAUACAUGGAUCAGUUACCUGUGUCAUCCGAGCUUGAUAUUGAUCAGAAUGUGAAAAACCUGCUAGAUGCCCUUAAAGAGAAGGCAGGUGAGAAAAAGAUCCAAAUUAAAGAAAUUAUGGGAGAAAUUGACUGGAAGUCAUUGCCAACAGAAUGGAAGACAUCGCCAACUGCUAUUAAAAACAGCAUUGUUAAACAAUUUAAAGAGAUUUUUAAAUGA
Molecule: messenger RNA, 558 nt
Organism: Saccharomyces mikatae IFO 1815
Lineage: Eukaryota; Fungi; Ascomycota; Saccharomycetes; Saccharomycetales; Saccharomycetaceae
Gene: AIM41
Product: Aim41p
Exons: 1
Coding region: 1-558 (185 amino acids)
Cellular component (GO): mitochondrion
Molecular function (GO): carbon-nitrogen ligase activity, with glutamine as amido-N-donor
Source: RefSeq, a predicted model, not a curated record